GUGAAGUCCUGUUAAUCGGGCGAGGGAGAUAGAGGAAAGAUCAUCAGAUACCAUCAGCAAUUCAAUCUUCUCGCAUCAGGAAAGUGAAGUUGAAGGCAGCAGAGCUUUAAAACACGAUUUGAGGCAUACGUCAGUUUAACAGAGCUACCACAGGAUAGAGACCUUGUGAAGUAAUUUCCAAGUUAUGCAAUAUUCUGUAAAUAAGUGUGAAACUGUGAGAUAGACGCCACAGAAGAAACUGUACUGUAUGAUAAAGGCUUCAUGUUGCAUUACAGAAUGGAAAGUUGUGUUAUUUCACCUUUAUCAGAAGAAAUAAUCCCGUAUGAUCACGAUGGUCGGCCGAUGUAUGACUUCUACUCGUAUCUCAGUACUGAGCCUGAUGCUCAUACAGCAGGUGGAUAUGAAUAUCCAGGUGUUCAUGUCCAUCACAGUGAGUUUGAACCUUCUCAGGAAAACCAGUUAAUCGAGCUGCACUCCAACCCAUAUCGCUAUGUAGAUGUUGAGUCUUACCACCCGUCUGUAGAUCCAGGGAUGGGACCACUUCUGCCAGUGGUACCAACACAGUACACUUAUGGUCCUCCAAUGCUGUACCCUCGGUCACCCGUCACCCGCAGCACUGAUGAUGAGGAGCCUGGGGGGCGCAGUCCACCUUUUGAGGUGUCAGAAGGUGAAGAGGACACUGACAGACAUCCAGGCGCAUCGAGUGCUCUGAUAGGAACCAAAAGGAAAGUGCGCCUCUAUCAGUUCCUCCUGGACCUUCUUCAAGACGGAGACAUGCGGGAAUGCAUCUGGUGGGUGGACAGAGAGAGAGGCAUCUUUCAGUUCUCCUCUAAACACAAGGAAGCUCUCGCCAGCCGAUGGGGCCAACAGAAGGGCAACCGCAAGAUGAUGACCUAUCAGAAGAUGGCCCGGGCUUUGAGGAACUACGGCAAGACCGGCGAGGUCAAAAAGGUGAAGAAGAAACUGACGUAUCAGUUCAGCAGCGACGUGAUGAGGAGAAUGGUGAUGGAGAGGAGGCAGUAUCAUCACUGAGACAGAACUGGACAUGACUCACGUUACUCUGUAAAACGGAUUCUCCUUCAGCAGUCCACUCAGAGUUUCAGUCUCGUCAUGUACUGUAGAUCGCUAGUUUUGUGUGAAUUUAACUCAGGGAUUUCAUAUUUGGAAAAAAAGUCUGCAGGUGUGCUUUUUAAGAGUGGAAAAGGAGUGAUUUUAUGAGAGUUAAAUGAACUAUUGUGGGGUUUCAUACACAUUUGUGGGCUCAACCCAAGCUUAUCUUUAACGUUGAGAUGAAUGGCACAUUAUGGGCUGUAACGAUACACAAAGCGCUUGAUCCAAUACAGUACGCCAUUCCUGAUUUAUCAUGUGAUAUUAUUAGCAUAUUUUAAACAAAAUGUAAAAAGUUAAAAUUAUUUCCAAAACAUUGACAAUUUAAAUAAACAUUUUUUUGCACAUAGAUCUUGUUAUAGUAUUGGCAACAUUCAGAGUUUUAAUUUAACCUUCUGUAUAUAAAUCAUUGAAACAAUUCUAGGUCUGUCACUGACAGUUAAAGGUUAAAUAAAUUUAAGAAAUUGAUUUAAAAGCUUAA
Triplophysa dalaica is the source of this 1588-nucleotide messenger RNA. RefSeq names its product Spi-1 proto-oncogene a (gene spi1a). Gene Ontology annotation, biological process: cell differentiation; regulation of transcription by RNA polymerase II. Gene Ontology annotation, cellular component: nucleus. NCBI's taxonomy places the organism in Eukaryota, Metazoa, Chordata, Actinopteri, Cypriniformes, Nemacheilidae. The transcript is spliced from 5 exons. Bases 262 to 1032 code for a protein of 256 amino acids. The record is from RefSeq and is a predicted model, not a curated record. Gene Ontology annotation, molecular function: DNA-binding transcription factor activity, RNA polymerase II-specific; sequence-specific DNA binding.